AUGCCGAACACCACGAGAGGCGCAUCCAAAACGACCACGACAACGGGGAUCGGGGGCAGUAAAAGCACCGAGGAUGCUAGCAUGCGUCAAGCUAAGGCUAAUGCUAACCAAAGGCCUCCAUCUUCUCCUCCACGCUCUGGGAUGGAGGAGGCGCCCGCUGCGGAUUCUCCCAGUGUACCUGGUGAGGUGGCACGGGAGCUGGCUAAGCUCUAUGCGCUUAUAUUGGAGAAGUCUGACAGCCAUGAUAAGAAACUGGAGGAGAUUCGCAUCACAACGUGUGCCACGGAGAGUAAGCUAGUCGACAUUGCUAGCCGCAUUAGCAACGUGGAAGGUCGCCUGGGGUUUCUGGAGGACGCACAGGAAAGGCUGGAGGCCAAUCCACCGGCUACUAGCAAAGAGGUUGAAGUGCUCAGGGAGAAGCUGGAUGAUGUGGAAAAUCGUGAACGUAGAUGUAACCUACGCUUCGUUGGCUUCCCCGAGUCGUGUGAGAAUAAUGAUGCUGUCGCUUUCCUGGAGGGAAUAAUUCCGACGCUGUUUGACAUUGACUUCGCCAAAGGAUUGGAGAUUGACAGAGCACAUAGACUUGGAGCCAUGCCUAGACGCCAGGAUGGUGACCAGUCCACCCGCCCCAGAGCCAUAAUAGCGAGAUUUCUGAGAUUUCAGGAUCGCGAGUGCAUCGCUGAAGCUGCACGGAAGAAGGGGAAUGUCAUUUGGGGAGGACGACGCAUUAUGGUCUUCCCGGAUUACUCCAGGAUGCUGAACGAAAAACGGGCUAAGUUUAAGGACUGUAAGAAACUUUUACACGAUAAGAACAUUCGUUUUUCACUCAACUACCCAGCUGUGCUUGUGGUGAAGACUGCGCAGGGACCCAUGCGUUUUGAAGACCACAAGAGAGCCAUGUCGUUUAUCCACUCGCUGAACUGA
Knipowitschia caucasica is the source of this 924-nucleotide messenger RNA. The record is from the annotation of a GenBank genome assembly. NCBI's taxonomy places the organism in Eukaryota, Metazoa, Chordata, Actinopteri, Gobiiformes, Gobiidae.